Molecule: messenger RNA, 1700 nt
Organism: Gigantopelta aegis
Lineage: Eukaryota; Metazoa; Mollusca; Gastropoda; Neomphalida; Peltospiridae
Product: cytochrome P450 2J6-like
Exons: 1
Coding region: 1-1485 (494 amino acids)
Biological process (GO): xenobiotic metabolic process
Cellular component (GO): cytoplasm; intracellular membrane-bounded organelle
Molecular function (GO): iron ion binding; heme binding; oxidoreductase activity, acting on paired donors, with incorporation or reduction of molecular oxygen, reduced flavin or flavoprotein as one donor, and incorporation of one atom of oxygen
Source: RefSeq, a predicted model, not a curated record
AUGUUGCCAGAAUUACCCACGGAAAGUGUUGCGAUAAUUCUAGUAGUGGCGGCGGUGACUCUCUACCUGUGGGCGUUUAAUGGACGACCCAAGGGGGUGCCUCCUGGACCCUGGUUCUAUCUUCCAGUCAUUGGGAAUCUCGUGCAGAUUGGCGCCAACCCUGUGACGUCAUUCAGGGAAAUGAGGAAGAAGUAUGGCGACGUGUUCAGUGUCUACAUGGCCAACCGUCUGGUUAUCGUCGUCAAUGGGUUUGACAACUUGAAAGAAGCGUUCGUGAAGAACGGCGAUACCUUCUCCAACAGACCAAAUUUGUUUUUCACAAAAGUCAUCACAUACGAUAAAGGGAUUACGGGAUCCAGCGGUGAAGUGUGGAAAGAACAGAGGAAGUUUGCUUUGCAGACGCUUAGGAAUCUCGGUAUGGGGAAGAACAUUCUACAAUCGAAAAUUCAAGAGGAGUCGACAGCCUUCAUUGAAGAGUUAACGAAACGGGAGGGAAAGGCGACUGAUCUUCGGAAUCUGAUAGGCUCGUCGGUAAGCAACAUAAUUUCGUCGAUCGUGUUCGGCAAGAGAUUCGAGUACAAAGAUCCCAUGUUCAUCAAAUUUGUGAAGAUAGUGGAAGAAAAUGUAUUAAUACCCCCAGUCCUUCACUUCUUCCCCUUUCUCCGCUUCCUGCCUGGCGAUAUGUUCAAUAUCAAACACAUGAUGCGUGGAAUGGAGGCCAUUGAGCACGAACUCUUCGAGAGUUCCGUGAGGGAACAUACCGUGCACUAUGACGAAAACAACACCGACGACUUCAUCAGUGCGUACAUCAAGGAGAUGAAGCACAAGGAGAGGCUGGGAGAUACCAGCAGCAGCAUCAACAACGACAACCUGUGCGUGGUCAUUAAGGAUCUCUUCUUCGCCGGGACGGAAACCACCGCGACAGCACUGCGAUGGCUUCUGCUAUACUUCCUACACUUUCCGGAAAUUCAAAACAAAUGUUUCGCGGAAAUACAGGACAAUGUGGGAUGCGACAAAACGAUCUACAUGGAAGAUAAAACGAAAUUGCCUUACCUAGAAGCAACGAUAAUGGAGAUUUUGCGACACGCGGAUAUCGGCCCAUUAUCGGUCAUGCGCACUGUAACGUCAGAGACCAUGCUCAAAGGAUAUCGAAUCCCAAGCAACGCCCUAGUCAUCCCGAACAUCGACUCUGUUCUCUCAGACUCCCGCAUCUGGGGCGAUCCCGAGAAUUUUAGACCCGACAGAUUUCUAGACGAAAAUGGACACAUCACUAAACCGGAAGAGUACAUUCCGUUUCUGUUCGGCCCCAGAAAUUGUCUGGGAGAAUCGUUGGCCAGGAUGGAGCUGUUCCUCUUCUUGGCAUCGAUGUUACAGAAGUUUGAAUUCGUGAAAGGCGAAGGAGCUGUUUUGCCGACUUUAGAUGGCGUACUUGGUUUUACUCACGAGCCUGAACCUUACCUCAUCAGGGCUACUUUGAGGAUAUAAAGAACAGUGAUGCUUACGUCAUUGGGGCUACUUUGAGGAUAUAAAUAAGAUGGAUGCUUGCGUCAGAUUGUUUGAAACAAGGACAUAUUGUUCCGAUCACUAAAGAAAGAGACAAACCUUUCAGAGUCCAUUUCGAUCCGAAAGAUUUUUAAUUAUUAAUGUUUAUUUUAAUUAUUAUGUUUUAGUGCUUUAUAAGUUGUCAUUUUUUUUAGCUA